AUGGGCGGCAACAGCGGACAGCCGGGCGUGCACGCUUACACAUCGCUGGCCGAGGAUGGCCCCCGGGCCGCUGGGGAGCCGCCCAGGAGACCCACAGGCCGGCUGGUCAUGCACAGCAUGGCCAUGUUCGGCCGGGAGUUCUGCUACGCGGUGGAGGCGGCCUACGUGACCCCCGUGCUGCUCAGCGUGGGCCUGCCCAAGAGCCUGUACAGCGUGGUGUGGCUGCUGAGCCCUGUGCUGGGCUUCCUGCUGCAGCCCGUGGUGGGCUCGGCCAGCGACUACUGCCGGGCCGGCUGGGGCCGCCGCAGGCCCUACAUCCUGGCCCUGGGCGUCAUGAUGCUGCUGGGCAUGGCCCUGUACCUCAACGGGGACACCGUGGUGUCAGCGCUGAUCGCUGAGCCCCGGAGGAAGCUGGUCUGGGCCAUCACCGUCACCAUGAUGGGCGUGGUUCUCUUUGACUUCGCCGCGGACUUCAUCGAUGGGCCCAUCAAAGCCUACUUGUUCGAUGUCUGCUCCCACCAGGACAAGGAGAGGGGCCUCCACUACCACGCCCUCUUCACAGGUUUUGGAGGUGCCCUGGGUUACCUCCUGGGUGCCAUCGACUGGGCCCACCUGAAACUGGGCAGAGUGCUGGGCUCAGAGUUCCAGGUCAUGUUCUUCUUCUCCGCCUUGGUCCUCACGCUGUGCUUCACCAUUCACCUGUGCAGCAUUCCCGAGGCCCCCCUGAGAGACACUACAAAGGACGACCUCCCUCAGCCGGCCCCCCGGGACCCUCCACCGCCAUCCGACAAAACGUAUGAGUACGGCUCUAUUGAGAAGGUUGGGAAUGGUGAUGCGCACUCAGCGCUGAAGGUGCAGGGAGAGAAAACCAAAAGCCCUGCUGACCAGAUUCAGAGUACAAUGACCAUGAAGUCACUGCUGAGGGCACUGGUGAAUAUGCCUUCCCACUACCGCUGCCUUUGCAUCAGCCACCUCAUUGGAUGGACCGCCUUCCUGUCUAACAUGCUGUUUUUCACAGAUUUCAUGGGCCGGAUCGUGUACCAUGGCAAUCCCUACAGUGCACACAACUCCUCCCAGUUUCUCAUCUACGAAAGAGGGGUUGAGGUUGGAUGCUGGGGCUUGUGCAUCAACGCAGUGUUUUCCUCACUCUAUUCUUACUUCCAGAAAGCGCUGGUGUCCUACAUCGGAUUGAAGGGUCUUUACUUCAUGGGGUAUCUGCUGUUCGGCCUGGGCACGGGCCUCAUCGGGCUCUUUCCGAACGUGUACUCAACGCUGGCCCUGUGCGCCUCGUUCGGCGUGAUGUCCAGCACCCUGUACACUGUGCCCUUCAACCUCAUGGCCGAGUACCACCGUGAGGAGCAGGAGGAGCAGAAGCAGAAGGCCCAUGCAGGGGUCCUGGAUGGCGGCGGCCGCGGGCAGGGCCUGGACUGCGCCACCCUCACCUGCAUGGUCCAGCUGGCCCAGAUCCUGGUCGGAGGCGGCCUGGGCUUCCUGGUCAACAUGGCCGGGAGCGUGGUCGUGGUGGUGAUCUCAGCCUCGCUGGUGGCGCUGAUGGGCUGCUGCUUUGUGGCCCUCUUCGUGCGAUACGUGCAGUAG
Molecule: messenger RNA, 1596 nt
Organism: Pipistrellus nathusii (Nathusius's pipistrelle)
Lineage: Eukaryota; Metazoa; Chordata; Mammalia; Chiroptera; Vespertilionidae
Source: the annotation of a GenBank genome assembly